UGAAUGCAGCAUCAGUCAGGAACAUGCGUGUACGUGAACGUGCGCCGUGGUCCUCUGCUAGGAAAGAUGGCGGCCUCUGCGUUCCGCCGAGGUUUGUGGAGCACCGUCAGUAGAUACAACAGGAAACACACGCACAGAAUACUGAGUGUCGCCGACGGCAGCGGCGGGCUCGAGGCGUACCGACAGCGGCUGCAGUGUCGCGCCUGCGGACUGCCCGCGCCGCAGCGGAGGUUCAUCUCGUCACGGAACAGGCCAGAAGGGAAGAUUUUGGAGACAGUGGGAGUGUUUGAGGCUGUGAAGCAACACGGCAAAUAUGAAACAGGACAACUGUUUCUCCACAGUGUGUUUGGCUACAGAGGCAUCGUCUUGUUUCCCUGGCACGCCCGACUCUAUGACAGAGACAUCACCCCUCCUAUGUCUGAAAGCAAACCUGAUCCCCCAGGAGCCCACGGUUCCAAGGAGGUGAAGGGGAAGACUCACACCUACUACCAAGUCUUGAUUGACACCAGGGACUGCCCUCACAUAUCUCAGAGGUCUCAGACGGAGGCCGUAACGUUUCUGGCCAACCAUGACGACAGCAGAGCUCUGUACGCCAUCCCAGGACUGGACUAUGUGAGCCACGAAGACAUCCUGCCCUAUAACUCCGCAGAGCAGCUCCCCAUCCAGCAUGAGCUGUUCGAGCGCUUCCUCAUGUACAAUCCUGCAAAAACUCCUCCGUUCACACCCAGGGACACCCUGAAGGCAUGGCAGGAGAAAAACCACCCCUGGCUGGAGCUGUCCGACGUCCACAGGGAGACCACCGAGAACAUCCGAGUCACCGUCAUCCCCUUCUACAUGGGCAUGAGGGAGGCCCAGAACUCCAAUGUUUACUGGUGGCGAUAUUGUAUCCGCCUGGAGAACAUGGGCAGUGAGGUGGUUCAGCUCAGAGAAAGGCACUGGAGGAUCUUCAGCCUGUCAGGAACCCUGGAGACGGUCCGAGGACGAGGCGUCGUGGGCAGGGAGCCGGUGUUGUCUAAAGAGCAGCCAGCCUUUCAGUACAGCAGCCACGUGUCUCUACAAGCCCCCAGCGGUCACAUGUGGGGGACAUUUCGCAUUGAGAGGACCGACGGCUCCCACUUUGACGUUCGCAUUCCUCCUUUCUCCCUGGAGAGCAACAAAGAUGACAAAGCUCCCCCCGCUGGCUACACAUUCUAACUGCGAGUAGUCGCAUGUGAAGACCAGACACGCCGUUAGUCCUGGACACUCUAUAACAUUGCCUCAGCCAUCAGCAUAAGACUAGCGUGAGAGUCGGGUGAUGCAAAGGGAAAAUGUGUUUUCUAGAUCUUCCAAAUGCAGGCCCACCUCUGUUUUUUUUCUUCUGUCAGAGUGCAUCCGACAGCAGCAUGUCGUUGAUUAAAUCGUAUAGGGUAGAAAAUCGAUGUGCUUUCACUACAUGUCGUGGGGUGGAAGAGAACUGGGAAGCAGAGAGAUGGAGACAAUGUUGGAUACUUCAAAUCGUACGUAAAGCAGUUUUUCCUCAUUAAUUCUGUAGACUGAGACUAGGUGACCUCAGUCAAAUUUGUCCUGCCACAGUUUCCUUAUGAUCCAAACCAUUUUUACACUUCUCAUAAUAACAUAAGAUCUCUAACUAUGUUUUUUUGCCAUUGCUCCAUUGUAGAACAUCCCUCUCUGCCCUGCUCUCUCUCUUUCUUUCUCUGUCUCACAUAGUCGGACUGGCCAAGCUUUUACCGUCCUCGAACUUCACAUAACAUUUCAUAACCUACCGUAAUUGCAUUGAUCUUGUUGGGAUUUAUAAAAAACAUUACACAUGACUUCUCUCUUUUUUUCCCUGUCAUGUUUUCUAAGCAUCACACUAUCCUAUCGCACAUUUACACCUGAAAUCUGAAUUCUGACCUUGUUAUGGCGCAGAAGUGUCUAUGUCUGACAACACCAGCGUGAUACUGAACCAGGGCUGAACGAUUAAUUGCAUUUGCGAUAAUAUCGCGAUAUGUAAGAGCGAUUUUCUAACCGCAGGGGACGCGAUUGCACGGGUUACGUGAUACGCGAGCGAGUGGAGCACUCGGUUCCAAAACAAGCAUGAGUCACGUUGCACUAACCUGCUGAAAUCCCCAAAUCGUUCAGCCUUAUCCUGAACAGAAAAAAAGACUCUUAUAUUUCAAAGUGAAAUCAGAACUCAAAUGAUCUUGAGUAAAAAAAAAAUAAAAAUAUGAAAGCUCUUUACCAGCGUCAGCGUAGUGUAACCUUUGGCAGAAGUAUCAGCCUGUGAGUCUGUGUACAGAGAUCUGUAUGAGCUUAAACACAGUCCUUACACUCUGGAUUCAAUGAAUCCAUUCAAAACACGUGUUGCUGUUUUGAAGUAGCAGCUCCAUGCUUAUUUAUUCAAGUUGAGUUCAAUUGCAUUGAACGUGGGACAUUAGCUGAUGUGAGGCGUCCAUGUUUGUUUCUCUUUCAGUGAGGCCCACGUCAGUGUGUCACAGUUAAAGAAGUGAGUGCACCAUCGAUACGUUUAAUUGUUUUUUUGUACUUAUUUUGGAUCAGUUUUUAAAUGGGGAUCUGGUUCCUCUUUGACAUUAGAGUUUUAUGUUCUUGGUCAGUGCUUCUAAUUUCACCAAGCUGAAUACUUCACAGCAAACAGAAAGUCCUUCCUUUCCUUGAAACCAGGUGAAGGUCAGGUUUUCCUUGUCCUUGAAUAACAAAUGCAGUAUUCCACAAAGUAAUACAACCAAGCAGUUGGGAGCCAGCGCUGAGGCUAACAGGAGUGUGUGUGUGAGUUUGAGAGCGUGACAUGUAUACCUUCCUCUCUGCAGUCUGCUCAGUACACAUGAGCUGGAAUGUCCUUUGUUGAGGCCGAGAGGAAAAUGUUUUGAGCCUAAAAAUCCUCAGAGGGGAAAUGUGUGAACGGAGAAUAAUCUUUUCGCUUUGAUAAGUGAUUUGAGGGGUCUAAAAUGGUUGAAACACAACUGUAAAUAGAGAUGUAAUUAAAGGCAAAGCGAAUAAAUAUACCUUUUUGAAAAACA
Molecule: messenger RNA, 3017 nt
Organism: Scophthalmus maximus (turbot)
Lineage: Eukaryota; Metazoa; Chordata; Actinopteri; Pleuronectiformes; Scophthalmidae
Gene: poldip2
Product: polymerase (DNA-directed), delta interacting protein 2
Exons: 11
Coding region: 4-1194 (396 amino acids)
Biological process (GO): error-free translesion synthesis
Cellular component (GO): mitochondrial nucleoid; nucleus
Molecular function (GO): DNA binding
Source: RefSeq, a predicted model, not a curated record